Colletotrichum karsti is the source of this 1194-nucleotide messenger RNA. RefSeq names its product pp-loop atpase superfamily. Bases 1 to 1194 code for a protein of 397 amino acids. NCBI's taxonomy places the organism in Eukaryota, Fungi, Ascomycota, Sordariomycetes, Glomerellales, Glomerellaceae. The record is from RefSeq and is a predicted model, not a curated record. Gene Ontology annotation, biological process: tRNA wobble position uridine thiolation. The transcript has a single exon. Gene Ontology annotation, molecular function: tRNA binding. Gene Ontology annotation, cellular component: cytosolic tRNA wobble base thiouridylase complex; mitochondrion.
AUGGCCCCUGUCCUUUGCGCCAAGUGCAAGACGGAGCGCGCUCUCGUCAAACGACCAAAGAACCAUCAGAAGCUCUGCAAGGCCUGUUUCAUAUCAGUGUUCGAGGAGGAGGUUCACCAUACCAUUAUUUCCUCUGGGCUAUUCACUCGCGGCGAGAAGGUCGCCAUCGGCGCAUCAGGUGGCAAAGAUUCAACUGUGCUGGCCAGCGUGCUCAAGGUCUUGAACGAGCGCUAUGACUACGGUUUGGACCUUGUGCUACUCAGUAUUGAUGAAGGAAUCAAGGGCUACAGAGACGAUUCGUUGGAGACUGUCAAGAGGAAUGCGGUUCAGUACGACAUGCCCCUCACAGUCGUGGGCUACGACGAGUUGUACGGCUGGACCAUGGACCAGGUUGUUGAGACCAUCGGCAAGAAAGGAAACUGCACUUACUGCGGCGUCUUCCGCCGUCAAGCAUUGGAUCGUGGUGCCAAGAUGUUGCGCAUUCAGCACCUGGUCACUGGCCACAACGCCGAUGAUGUUGCCGAAACCAUCCUGAUGAACCUCCUGAGAGGCGAUCUGCCCCGCCUCAGCAGGAGCACAAGCAUCGUCACCGGCGACAAUACCAGCGAUGUCAAGCGCAGCAAGCCGCUCAAGUACUCUUACGAAAAGGAGAUUGUCUUAUACGCCCAUCACAAGAAACUUGACUACUUCAGCACCGAAUGCAUUUACAGCCCCGAGGCUUUUCGAGGAACCGCACGCACCCUCAUCAAAAACCUUGAGCGCGUGCGCCCAAGUGCCAUCCUCGACAUCGUCCGGAGUGGCGAGGAUAUGGCUCGGCUUGUUGUAGGAGGUCCCAGCAGUUCCUGCGCGUGCAAGGGGUCCUCUGCCCCUGUUGCUGAGGACGACUAUGCUGGCGGCUGCGGUUCUCAGAAUGGCAAGGGCUCAAAGGGAGAGAUUGCUCAGUUGGACGCACAGUUAAGCCAGACAACACUCGAUGCAGACCUAGAGACGGACUACACAAGCUCAUCGACCGCCAAAACCGCGCCUAAGACGAAGAACGGAGCUGGGAAGGGGGAUACUUCGUCACACACAAUAUCUCCUCUACAGAAGCUGGGCAAAUGCGAGAGAUGUGGGUACAUGUCAAGUCAGGCUAUUUGCCAGGCCUGUUUGCUGGUAGACGGGCUUAAUAAGAACAAGCCAGAGAUUCGGAUAUAG